CCUUUAUUCCCUCUCCCCCUCCCUUCUUCCCAGCACCUCUACUCUGGCUGGGAUGCUGUGCCUGCCUACCUCUUCUGCCUGGAAUUGAGUUCUCGUCGAUUUCAACCCUCCGACCUCGUGGACUGCCAAGGGUCGUCUUAGCUUCCACUUCUUUCACGAUCACCCCCACCAAAACAACCUCCUAAAAAAUUCCCAUUUAACGCCCUACCCCACUUACCACCUCGGACUCAGCGCCGACCUCCCGUGUCUUUUCUUCCCGUUUUACCACUGGGAUCUUUGCACCUUCGACCUCCCAUCCGUAUCGUCAGGACCGAAUCGGCGAUAUGUCAUUGCUACCUCCCGAAGUUCACUCGGCGCUCUCGCAGCUCCUGCGCGCGUUGACCACCGCCGAUAAUACGAUCCGUGCUCAGGCCGAAGAACAGUUGAACAAUGAUUGGAUUGUCGCCCGUCCAGAUGUGCUCUUAAUGGGCCUGGUGGAACAGAUUCAGGGCGCAGAAGAUAUUGCCACCCGGGCAUUCGCCGCAGUAUUGUUCAGAAGAAUCGCGACCAAGACGCGAAAAGACCCCGUCACAAAUGAGGCCCGGGAACUCUUCUCGACUCUGACCACAGACCAGCGCCUGGUCAUUCGACAGAAACUGGUGACAUGCCUGACCACGGAGUCCGCGACGGAUGUGCGAAAGAAGAUUGGAGACGCCGUUGCAGAGAUUGCGAGACAGUACACCGACAAUGGUAUGCUCAACACCGACCGUCUGCUUUUAUGAUCCUUCCCUUGCACCCCGGAAAUUCCUUUUCCGAACUUGAUGAGUGACUCCUCUAGGUGACCAAUGGCCCGAGCUCCUGGGAGUCCUCUUCCAGGCCAGUCAGUCGCCCGAUGCCGGCCUGCGUGAGGCCUCGUUCCGCAUCUUCUCGACCACUCCCGGUAUCAUCGAGAGGCCCCACGAGGAUGCCGUUGUCGGCGUCUUCAGCAAGGGCUUCAAGGACGACCUUGUCACCGUGCGCAUUGCCGCCAUGGAGGCCUUCGCUUCCUUUUUCCGCUCCAUCUCCAAGAAGUCCCAGCCCAAGUUCCACUCGCUCAUGCCCGAAUUGCUCAACAUCCUGCCUCCGCUAAAGGAGUCGUCCGAGAGCGACGAGCUUUCGUCGGCUUUCCUGGCUUUGAUUGAGCUGGCCGAAACCUCGCCGAAGAUGUUCAAGAGCAUGUUCAACAACCUGGUCAAGUUCAGUAUCAGCGUCGUUGCCGACAAGGACCUGAGCGACCAGGUCCGACAGAAUGCGUUGGAGCUGAUGGCCACCUUUGCCGACUACGCCCCGGGCAUGUGUAAGAAGGACCCCGAAUUCGCCCGCGAUAUGGUGACUCAGUGUCUGAGCUUGAUGACCGACAUUGGCGUCGACGAUGACGAUGCUUCCGAGUGGAACUCGUCGGAGGAUCUUGACCUGGAAGAGAGCGAUCUCAACCACGUCGCUGGUGAACAGUGCAUGGAUCGCCUGGCCAACAAGCUUGGCGGUCAGGCCGUGCUUCCCCCUACCUUCUCCUGGAUCCCUCAGAUGAUGUCGUCCUCCGCCUGGCGUGAUCGGCACGCAGCUCUCAUGGCCAUCUCCGCUAUCUCUGAAGGUUGCCGCGACCUGAUGAUCGGUGAACUCGACCAGGUGUUGGGCCUGGUUGUGCCCGCUUUGCAGGAUCCCCACCCUCGCGUCCGCUAUGCCGGCUGCAACGCAUUAGGCCAGAUGAGCACUGAUUUCGCCGGUACCAUGCAGGAGAAGUACCACGGCAUUGUGCUGAACAACAUCAUCCCCGUGCUGAACAGUGUGGAGCCCCGUGUCCAGGCACACGCCGCCGCGGCUCUGGUCAACUUCUGCGAAGAGGCCGAGAGACGGGUUCUCGAACCGUACCUCGCCGAGUUGCUGCGGCAUUUGCUGCAGCUCCUGCGUAGUGAGCACCGCUAUGUGCAGGAACAGGCCCUCUCCACGAUCGCCACGAUUGCGGACUCUGCUGAGAAUGCAUUCGACCAGUACUACGACACGCUGAUGCCCUUGCUCUUCAACGUGCUCAAGGAAGAGCAGUCCAAGGAGUACCGCCUGCUGCGAGCCAAGGCCAUGGAGUGCGCUACCCUGAUCGCCCUGGCUGUGGGCAAGGAGAAGAUGGGCCAGGACGCUCUGAACCUGGUGCAGCUGCUGGGUAACAUCCAGCAGAACAUUGUCGAUGCGGACGACCCGCAGUCGCAAUACCUGCUCCACUGCUGGGGCCGUAUGUGCCGGGUUUUGGGCCAGGACUUCGUUCCCUACCUUCCCGGCGUCAUGCCCCCUCUUCUGACGGUUGCGGCCGCCAAGGCGGAUAUUCAGUUGCUUGACGACGAGGACCAGAUCGACCAGGUGGAGCAAGAUGAGGGCUGGGAGCUGGUGCCUCUGAAGGGCAAGAUUAUUGGUAUCAAGACCAGCGCGCUUGAGGACAAGAACACCGCCAUUGAGUUGAUCACCAUCUACGCGCAGAUCCUCGAGGCCGCCUUUGAGCCUUACGUCUUGGAGACGAUGGAGAAGAUCGCCGUGCCCGGUCUGGCCUUCUUCUUCCACGACCCCGUUCGGGUGUCGUCGGCGAAGUUGAUCCCCCAGCUUCUGAACUCCUACCGGAAGGCCUACGGCGAGUCGUCGCCUGGUUUCGCGCAGAUGUGGAACAAGGUGGCCGAGAAGAUCAUCGAGGUGCUCAGCGCCGAGCCCGCGGUCGAUACGUUGGCCGAGAUGUACCAGUGCUUCUACGAGUCCGUGGAGGUGGUCGGCAAGAACUGCCUCACCCAGCAGCACGUGCAAGCGUUCAUCGAGUCGGCCAAGUCGACGUUAGAAGACUACCAGGUGCGCGUGAAGGCGCGACUAGAGGAUCGGGCCGACGCCGAGGACGGCGACGAGGAGAACCUCGACUACGAAUACGCAGUUGAGGACGACCAGAACUUGCUCAGCGACAUGAACAAGGCCUUCCACACCAUCUUCAAAAACCAGGGCACGUCAUUCCUGCCCGCCUGGGAAACUCUCAUGCCGUUCUACGACGCCUUCAUCACGAGCCAAGACCCCACGCAACGCCAGUGGGCUCUUUGCAUCAUGGACGACGUGCUGGAAUUCUGCGGAGCUGAGUCGUGGAAGUACAAAGACCACAUCAUGCAGCCGCUGGCCGCUGGACUGCGGGACCAGAACGCGGCCAACCGCCAGGCCGCUGCUUACGGAGUGGGAGUUGCUGCGCAGAAGGGUGGCGAGGCCUGGAGUGAGUUCGUCGCCGCUAGUAUCCCGAGCCUGCUGCAGGUUACCCAGAUCAACCAGGCGCGGUCAGAGGAGCAUGUUUAUGCGACCGAGAACGCCGCGGCCAGUAUCGCCAAGAUCUUGCACUUCAACAGCAGCAAGGUGCAGAACGCCAACGAGAUCGUCGCCAGCUGGAUCACCACUCUGCCCAUCACGUUUGACGAGGAGGCCGCUCCCUAUGCCUAUUCCUUCUUGGCUCAGCUGAUUGACCAGCAACAUCCCGUGGUGAUGUCGAACGCCGACAAGGUGUUCGGGUAUAUCGUGCAAGCUCUGGAGAACGAGACUUUGCAGGGACAAACGGCCGGACGAGUGGCCACCGCGGCCAAGCAGCUGGUAGCCAGCACGGGGUUGAAUGCCGACCAGAUCCUGGCGGGUGUGAACCCAGACAACCAGGCGGCGGUGCGGAGUUAUUUCCAGUAGAGACGGGCGCAGCAACGGAGGAAAUUGGUUUAUUAACAAAGGCGUGAUAUGGGAACGAGUGGGUGCCGGCUCUAUUUGUCUACGUGAAUUAUGGUUGUUUCUAAUUUCCCAUUUGAUUACCCCCCUGAAUCUACAGCGUGUGCCCUCCGUUGGUCGGUGAUUGUACACUGCGUAGACCGGAUUCUUGUUCUUUCCCCCCCCCUUGUUCUCGCAUUUCUUUUCGGUUCUUCAAGAAGAAUAUAUACACAAUAUAUGUUCAUUUCAU
Messenger RNA from Aspergillus melleus, 3964 nucleotides. RefSeq names its product importin subunit beta-3, variant 2 (gene PSE1). NCBI's taxonomy places the organism in Eukaryota, Fungi, Ascomycota, Eurotiomycetes, Eurotiales, Aspergillaceae. Gene Ontology annotation, biological process: protein import into nucleus. Bases 1009 to 3699 code for a protein of 896 amino acids. The transcript has 4 exons. Gene Ontology annotation, molecular function: small GTPase binding; nuclear import signal receptor activity. Gene Ontology annotation, cellular component: cytoplasm; nucleus. The record is from RefSeq and is a predicted model, not a curated record.